Messenger RNA from Dryobates pubescens (Downy woodpecker), 1712 nucleotides. Its product is annotated as lipase maturation factor 1. The transcript has 10 exons. Bases 1 to 1626 code for a protein of 541 amino acids. NCBI's taxonomy places the organism in Eukaryota, Metazoa, Chordata, Aves, Piciformes, Picidae. Gene Ontology annotation, cellular component: endoplasmic reticulum membrane. The record is from RefSeq and is a predicted model, not a curated record. Gene Ontology annotation, biological process: protein maturation.
AUGGUAACUGAUGAUGCAGAGAUGGCAGAGUUGCUGAAUGCCUUCUUUGCCUUCAGCAGCGGCGGUGUGCCCUGCACAGGCAGCGGCGGUGUGCCCUGCACAGGCAGCGGCGGUGUGCCCUGCACAGGCAGCGGCGGUGUGCCCCGCACAGGCAGCGGCGGUGUGCCCCGCACAGGCGGCAGCGGUGUGCCCCGCACAGGCGGCAGCGGUGUGCCCCGCACAGGCGGCAGCGGUGUGCCCCGCACAGGCGGCAGCGGUGUGCCCCGCACAGGCGGCAGCGGCAGCAGUGUGCCCCGCACAGGCAGCGGCGGUGUGCCCCGCACAGGCAGCGGCGGUGUGCCCCGCACAGGCGGCAGCGGUGUGCCCCGCACAGGCGGCAGCGGUGUGCCCCGCACAGGCGGCAGCGGUGUGCCCCGCACAGGCGGCAGCGGUGUGCCCUGCACAGGCGGCAGCGGCAGCGGCGGUGUGCCCUGCACAGGCGGCGGCGGUGUGCCCCGCACAGGCAGCAGCGGUGUGCCCCGCACAGGCGGCAGCGGUGUGCCCCGCACAGGCAGCAGCGGUGUGCCCUGCACAGGCAGCAGCGGUGUGCCCUGCACAGGCGGCAGCGGUGUGCCCUGCACAGGCAGCAGCGGUGUGCCCCGCACAGGCAGCAGUACACAGCCAGUGCCCAACCCCAUUGCCUACUUCCUGCACCGCUCCCCGUGGUGGUUCCACCGCUUGGAGGCCCUGGUCAAUCACUUCAUCGAGCUGGUGGUGCCCUUCUUCAUCUUCCUGGGGCGCAGGAUGUGCCUCCUGCACGGCCUGCUGCAGAUCCUCUUCCAGGUGCUUCUGAUCCUCAGUGGGAACCUGAGCUUCCUCAACUGGCUGACCAUCAUCCCCAGCCUGGCCUGCUUCGACGACCGCAGCCUGGGCUUCCUCUUCAGCCGCAGCCCCGGGGGGCUGAGGCAGCGGCUGGCACGGAUGCAGCUCAGGCAGGCCUCUGAGAAGCAGCUUCCCCUGGGCUGCCACGUCCGCAGGGUGGUGAACGUCUCCUUCGGCCUGCUGGUUGCCUACCUCAGCAUCCCAGUGGUCCUGAACCUGCUCAGCUCCAGACAAGUCAUGAACACCUCCUUCACCCCUCUCAGGAUAGUGAACACCUAUGGAGCCUUUGGGAGCAUCACCAAGGAGAGAACAGAAGUCGUCCUUCAGGGCACAGCCAGCCUGGAUCCCAACGACCCUGCUGCUGUCUGGGAGGAGUAUGAGUUCAAGUGCAAGCCUGGGGCCCUGAAGAGGAGGCCAUGCUUCAUCUCCCCCUACCACUACCGCCUGGACUGGCUCAUGUGGUUCGCUGCCUUCCAGACCUAUGAGCAGAACGAGUGGAUCAUCCACCUGGCUGGGAAGCUGCUGGCCCAGGAGGAGCAGACCCUGUCCCUGCUGGCAACCAACCCCUUUGCAGGCAGAGAGCCCCCACGGUGGAUCCGAGGAGAGCACUUCAAGUACCGCUUCAGCCGGCCCGGGGGCAGGCACGCCGCCCAGGGCAGCUGGUGGCUCCGCAAGAGGCUGGGUCCUUACUUCCCCCCUGUCAACCUCCAGGGCCUGAAGAAGUUCUAUGAAGCCAGGAGCUGGCCAUACCCAGUGGGGAACUGAUGGAGGAGGACAAGCAAGGCCAAGAGGGACCAGCUGGGGGAGAGGGGCAGCAGGCAGCUGCCUGGGAAGGACACAUCUCGCCUCUC